Molecule: messenger RNA, 2388 nt
Organism: Odocoileus virginianus texanus
Lineage: Eukaryota; Metazoa; Chordata; Mammalia; Artiodactyla; Cervidae
Source: RefSeq, a predicted model, not a curated record
AUGGCAGGAUUUGGUUAUUUGCCGAUGUCUAGAACUGAAUUCUUUUUUGUUUAUUUUUGCAUUGCAGUGAAUGACCUAGGAGGGGACUCCACAGGAGUUGGCAAAAGCUCCUUAGCUGCUGAUAAGGUUGUUGAAGAAAUAAGGAGGAAAGGUGGAAAAGCAGUGGCUAACUAUGAUUCAGUGGAAGAAGGAGAGAAGAUUGUGAAGACAGCACUGGAUGCUUUUGGAAGAAUAGAUAUUGUGAUCAACAAUGCUGGGAUUCUGAGGGACCGUUCAUUUAGUAGAAUAAGUGAUGGAGACUGGGAUAUAAUCCAGAGAGUUCAUUUGCGGGGCUCAUUCCUGGUGACCCGGGCAGCAUGGGAUCACAUGAAGAAACAGAACUUUGGAAGAAUCAUCAUGACUUCAUCAGCUUCAGGGAUAUAUGGCAACUUUGGCCAAGCAAAUUAUUGUGCUGCAAAACUGGGUCUUCUGGGCCUUUCAAAUUGUCUUGCAGUGGAAGGCAAGAAAAACAACAUUCACUGUAACACUAUUGCCCCUACUGCUGGAUCACGGAUGACCCAAAACAUUUUGCCUGAAGAUCUUCUGGAAUCCCUAAAGCCGGAUUACGUGGCACCCCUGGUCCUUUGGCUUUGCCAUGAGAGUUGUGAAGAAAAUGGUGGCUUGUUUGAGGUUGGAGCAGGAUGGAUUGGAAAAUUACGAUGGGAGCGGAGCCUUGGAGCCCUUGUGAGACAGAAGACUCAGCCAAUGACUCCUGAGGCAGUGAAGGCUAACUGGACAAAGAUCUGUGAUUUCGAUAAUGCCACCAAGCCUCGGAGUAUUCAAGAGUCCAUUGGCAGUAUAGUUGAAGCUCUAAAUAAAAUAAAUUCAGGUGAAGGAGUUUCAGCAAAUCAGACCAGUCAUGCAACAUCAGCAGACACAUCUGGAUUUGCUGGAGCUAUUGGUCAUAAACUUCCUCCAUUUCAUGCUUCUUAUGCGGAACUGGACACUAUUAUGUAUGCCCUUGGAGUGGGAGCAUCAGUCAAGGAGCCAAAAGAUAUGAAGUUUAUUUAUGAAGGGAGUUCUGAUUUCUCCUGUUUGCCAACCUUCGGAGUUAUUCUUGCUCAGAAAUCUAUAAUGGGUGGAGGAUUAGCAGAGAUUCCUGGGCUUUCAAUCAACUUAGCAAAGAUUCUUCAUGGGGAGCAGUACUUGGAGUUAUAUAAACCAAUUCCCAGAGCAGGAAAAUUAAGAUGCGAAACAGUUGUUGCUGAUAUCAUGGAUAAAGGAUCCGGUUUAGUGGUUCUCCUGGAUGUCUACUCUUACUCUGGGGAGGAACUUAUAUGUUACAAUCAGUUCUCCGUCUUUGUUGUUGGUUCUGGAGGCUUUGGUGGAAAACGGACAUCAGACAAAGCCAAGGCAGCUGUAGCCAUACCUGAUAGACCUCCUGAUGCUGUACUUACAGAUACCACCUCACUUAAUCAGGCUGCUUUGUACCGGCUCAGUGGAGACUGGAAUCCCUUACACAUUGAUUCUAACUUUGCUAGCUUAGCAGUAAAGGUUCGUUUUGCAAAACCAGUAUACCCGGGACAGACUUUGCAGACUGAGAUGUGGAAGGAAGGAAAUAGAAUCCAUUUCCAAACCAAGGUCCAAGGAACUGGAGACAUCGUCAUUUCAAAUGCAUAUGUGGAUCUUGUGCCAGUGUCUGCUGCUUCAGCAAAGACACCAUCUGAGGGUGCGGGGCUUCAGAGUACCCUUGUGUUUGAGGAAAUAGGUCGCCGCCUUCAGAAUAUUGGGCAAGAGGUGGUAAAGAAAGUCGGUGCUGUGUUUGAGUGGCAUAUCACUAAAGGUGAAAAUAUUGCAGCCAAGUGGACUAUUGACCUGAAAACUGGUUCUGGAAAAGUGUAUCAAGGCCCUGCAAAAGGCUCUGCUGAUGUAACCAUCACACUUUCAGAUGAUGAUUUCAUGGAAGUAGUCUUGGGCAAGCUUGAUCCUCAGAAGGCGUUCUUUAGUGGCAGGCUGAAGGCCAGAGGGAAUAUCUUGCUGAGCCAGAAGCUCCAGAUGAUUCUUAAAGACUAUGCCAAGCUCUGAAGGAUGUGCUACGUUAUUAAUUACAACAGAAAAAUUAAAUACUCUCUUUGCCUAAAUAUGCAGAAAUAAUCCAGCAAAAAUGAUCAAAAUUAAGGUACAGGGAGAAUUGCUUAACAUUUUCAGAAUCCAGAUAACUUUCAGAUUUUUAUUUUCUACUAAUUUUUCUUGUUAUUAUUUUUACAAGGAAUUGUAAGCUGGGCACAUGUUUAUCCUUCUGUCCUUAGACCGAUGUCUUCAUAAUAAAAAAUUUUCACCCAAGUCCAGUCUCUUUAGAAUUGUGAUAGCAUUUAUAAGUUGUAAGGAAAAUUAAAUGAGUAGAGGCUA